CUUCUUACAAGUUGGAUUAAAGGUCUGUUGUUCUCUUUUCAUCAUGAAGCUUUAUGGAGUUCUGCUUCUGUUGGUGACUCUGUCUGCAGCAUAUGGAUUGAAAUGCUACUACUGCGUAACCUCCGACCCCAAAGCCUGCACCUCGAUCGGAACUUGUGUUUCUGGCUUAGACCGCUGUGCCACACUCGAGAUGAAUGGUGUCACCAUCAAGGGCUGCGAAAGUAGUGACAGUUGUAUCAGCCCUAUAAAAUGCUGUCAAGGGGAUUUGUGUAACGGUGUUAUACCCACUGGAUCCAGUGUUCUCCUCCUGCUGGUAUCCUCCAUCAUCGCAGUCUUUCUCUGAGAUUCUGGAGAUUCUUUUACAUUUUUCUUACCCAAUCUGUACAACUCAGGAAGAAUAAACACAUUCUCAAUGUGAAAACUGCAGAUCAAGAAUUGUUCAAUAAAACCACAAUAUG
Messenger RNA from Larimichthys crocea (large yellow croaker), 458 nucleotides. RefSeq names its product three-finger toxin MALT0070C. The record is from RefSeq and is a predicted model, not a curated record. The coding region runs from base 44 to 343 and encodes 99 amino acids. Lineage: Eukaryota; Metazoa; Chordata; Actinopteri; Sciaenidae. The transcript is spliced from 3 exons.